AUGCGAAGACAGGCAACCAUAGUGGUGAUGGACAGCUGUGAAGAUGAACCAUUACGGUUAUUUGCGGAUAAUGGCGAACUUGGUCCAUAUAGUGCAAACUUGCCCGAUGACCCUGAGCAGUAUGAAUUGGAUGAUCAUGUGGGAGAGAUGUCGCAAGCAUUUAUUCGUCAUUCACGAAAAGAGAAGUUGUAUCGAGAAAGAAUGUCGCAAUGCAGUGCUACAAUGGAUCAGCAGGAUUGGAGCAGUAGGCGCGAUCUUCUCGAUGUACCCGAUACAACGAUUGAUAUUUCAUCUACCAGUGAAGAACCAACAAGAGAUAUCACCGAUGAGGAUGAAUAUGAUCAUCGGAACGGUAUCAGAAAGUAUGCGAAACUUAUUUUACCGCACGUUGGUUUAGUAUUAUUAACGUGUGCUUAUACAGUUGUUGGCGCAUCAAUAUUUUAUAGUGUCGAGCAACCGCAUGAAUUAACCAACAAAAGACGACAGUUGGAUAUGAUAUACGAACGGCAGGAAGAAUUUGUGAAUUCAUUGUUCACCUUGGCAAUGCUCAAUGAAACUCGACGUGAAGUCUGGUCACAAGUGACCAGGCAACAUAUGCAUAACAUGAGCGAUCAUCUUUUUACCGCUUUUGAGAAAUUCUUCCUGACAGCUGCCGAAGUUCGUGCUAAUGACACGAUCGAGAUAUGGUCUUUCUCUACUGCUAUCUUUUUUGCCGUUACUGUUGUUACUACUAUUGGAUAUGGUAAUCCAGUACCGGUAACACAAUUGGGUCGCAUGAUGUGCAUUAUAUUUUCAUUAUUUGGCAUACCUUUGACAUUAGUGACCAUAGCAGACAUUGGUAAAUUUUUAAGUGAGCAUUUAGUAUGGAUGUAUGGUAACUACCUCAAAUUGAAGCAUUUUUUGUGGGAAAGACACCAUUGGUACAAAGGUCACGAGGAAAGAGUAUGUGAGCAAUGUCAAAGGCAGGGCAUAAAUUCCAACAUGCAUUUUAUUGAAGAACAAAGGAUACCAGCUAUGUUAGUAUUGGUAAUACUUGUUGCAUAUACAUCACUAGGAGGUGUACUGAUGUCUAAUUUAGAACCAUGGAGUUUUUUCACUGCAUUUUAUUGGUCAUUUAUUACAAUGACUACCGUUGGUUUUGGUGAUUUAAUGCCCCGACGAGAUGGCUAUAUGUACCUCAUUUUACUUUACAUUAUUUUAGGUUUGGCAAUCACAACAAUGUGUAUUGAUUUGGUCGGUGUGCAAUAUAUUCGUAAAAUUCAUUAUUUCGGCAGGAAAAUACAGGACGCUCGUUCCGCAUUAGCUCUCGUUGGGGGAAAGGUGGUGCUUGUAUCGGAGUUAUAUGCAAAUUUGAUGCAAAAAAGAGCAAAAAAUUACGAUCGAGAUGCAUUUAUAAUCAAUAAUUUUCAUAUCUCGAAACAUGUUAUUCCAUUUAUUCCUGCGGAUAUUCGAUGGAUACGGUAUAUAGACCAGAAUGCAGAAUCAUUAUCAUCGUCAUCUUCAACUCUCGAUUUGCAUUCCUGUCGCUUUUGCCAUUCUCGAUUUAGCAUAUCACGUUACCAUCCAUGA
Molecule: messenger RNA, 1569 nt
Organism: Acanthocheilonema viteae
Lineage: Eukaryota; Metazoa; Nematoda; Chromadorea; Rhabditida; Onchocercidae
Source: the annotation of a GenBank genome assembly